Hansenula ciferrii is the source of this 1557-nucleotide messenger RNA. It is a transcript of the gene KHT14, whose product is annotated as Hexose transporter 2. Gene Ontology annotation, molecular function: carbohydrate:proton symporter activity. The transcript is spliced from 3 exons. NCBI's taxonomy places the organism in Eukaryota, Fungi, Ascomycota, Saccharomycetes, Phaffomycetales, Wickerhamomycetaceae. Gene Ontology annotation, biological process: carbohydrate transport; transmembrane transport. Bases 1 to 1557 code for a protein of 518 amino acids. The record is from RefSeq and is a predicted model, not a curated record. Gene Ontology annotation, cellular component: membrane.
AUGGAUCAACUUUAUAAAAAACUUGGAACUGGACGUGGAUUCUGGAAGCCUGGUAGAAACGUCAGCUGGGCUAUAACAGCAAUUUGUGAGGUUAGUUUCAUUCUUUUUGGUAGUGAACAGGGCAUUAUUGGGAAUCUUGUUACAGGUGACAACUUUCUAGAAACAUUUGGACAUCCUACUGGUAGUUAUUUGGGGAUUAUAGUUUCAAUUUUCACUUUAGGCUGUUUUUUUGGUUGUGUAAUGAACUAUUAUAUUGGUGAUAUGUUAGGUCGUCGUUUAAUACUUAUACUUGCUAUGGUGCUUGUGAUUAUUGGUGUUGCCUUACAAGCAUGCGCAUAUUCUGUUGUACAUUUGAUGAUUGCAAGGUUCAUUUGUGGUUUAGGGACAGAGUUAUCAAGACCUGAAGUGAGAGGUAAUCUGGUUUGCUCAGAGCCUUUGUUUGUUGGUAUCGGCUUAGUAUAUGCAUAUUGGUUGACCUAUGGACUAUCAUUUGCAUCGGGCUCAAUAGCUUGGAGGCUCCCACUCGCUUCACAAAUUGUUUUUGCCUUAUUUGUUUUGAUCUUUAUCUUCACAGUUCCAGAAUCUCCCAGAUAUUUGUAUAUGAAAGGUGAUAAAGAAGAAGCAAAACAAACUCUAUGUUAUGUAUUUGGUAAAGAUAGUGAUGACCCGGAGAUUAUUAGAUUGUAUCAAGAAAUUGAAGAAGCAAUGGAGCUUGAAACAUUGGAAGGGGAAUAUACUUGGAAAAAACUAUUCAAAUCUGACACGGCUAAAACUCGUCAUAGAAUUAUUUUGUCCUAUAUGUCAAUGUUUGCCCAACAAAUGGGUGUAUUAAUUGAAAAUGUUGGUCUAGAAAGAAAUUUGGCAAUGAUUUUGGCUGGUUGUUCUGUUAUUUGCUUCACUAUUGGCAGUUUGGUUCCAAGUUUCUUUGCUGAUUCUUUAGGAAGAAGAAAGCCUUUGGUAUGGGGUCAUGCAGGAGGUUCAUUUUCCAUGUUGAUGAUUGCAAUUUUAUUGAUUUUUCAAAAUAACGAAAGCAUUUCUAAACAAACUGGUGCUGCUGCUGUUGGUUUCUUUUUCGUUUUUCAACUAGUAUUUGGUGCUUCUUCAAAUUGUAUACCAUGGGUAUUAGUUCCUGAAUUACUACCAUUACAUGCAAGAUCAAAGGGUACUGCCAUUGGUAUUUCUGCAAACUGGUUAUGGAAUUUCUUCGUUGUGGAAAUAACACCUGAAAUCAUUACAAAUAUUAAAUGGAGAUCAUACUUGAUAUUUGCUGCAACUAAUUUUGCAUUUUCAAUAAUGUUUUACUUAUUUUAUCCAGAGACACAAAGACUCACAUUAGAAGCUAUUGAUCGUGUAUUUGUUCAAAAGAAUAGACUAUUUAUGGGAUUUGUUGAUACUAAAGAGUUCAUGUACUAUGAACCAGAACUUCCAUUAUCACCUAGAGUUUCUUUCACCUCUAAACAGGAAGCCCACUAUAUUGAACAUGUUGAAUCAUCAAGCAUUUCAGGGGAAGCUUCGGAUCAGCAUGUGAAGUCAAGCACAAGAAAAUCAAAUGUAUAA